Capsicum annuum is the source of this 1546-nucleotide messenger RNA. Its product is annotated as ethylene-responsive transcription factor ERF062. NCBI's taxonomy places the organism in Eukaryota, Viridiplantae, Streptophyta, Magnoliopsida, Solanales, Solanaceae. The coding region runs from base 155 to 1315 and encodes 386 amino acids. Gene Ontology annotation, biological process: regulation of DNA-templated transcription. Gene Ontology annotation, molecular function: DNA binding; DNA-binding transcription factor activity. The transcript has 2 exons. The record is from RefSeq and is a predicted model, not a curated record.
UUUAUUAAAGUGCCUCUUUAGUACUAACAUAUAAUAUACAAUCUUGCUUGAGACUUAAUAUAUAUUCCACAAUUUUCUAUUCCUCAUCAUCUCUUCUUUAUUUUCCCAACACCAAUCUAGCUUAGCUACCCACACACCUUUAAUUGGAUUUCUCAUGGAGAAUCAAUCUCUCAAAUCAAAAUCCUUCGUGCAAAAAGAAUUGCCUACUUGUUAUAAACAAGUAGCCAUAGAAUCAUUAUCAAGAUUUUUGGGAGAUUUAAAUCAUGAUGAGAUUUCUAUAAAUUCUUCAACAAAUUUCCAUCAAAAUGGAUCAUUAUCAUUAUCAUCACCAUCAACAACAACUUGUUGUACUCAACAUCAUCAAGGGAAUAACAACAAUAUUAUUCCUUUAAAUAAUUUUCUUGAAUCUUUUCAUAAUAAUCAAACAUGUUCUUCUUCAUCACCAACUUUAGGGUUGUUUUUACCAGAGCCUUCUAUAUUAGAGAUUUCAAAAAAGGCAGCUAAAUCUCUAAGCAACAAGAGCCACCACAAGUCAUCGCCCGAGAUGCUAUUCCCUAUGUCUUCAUCACUAGGUCAUGAGGGACAAAUUCAUUAUCAAGAGGCUCCAACUCCAAAUUCAACAACAAGUUGGCUGAAAAUGAAUCAAACUUUAACGAAUUGUACUAGCACAAAAGGUUUUAGUGACUAUUGGCUUAGUACUACGAAAACUCAACCAAUGAAAUUCACAGGAUCGUCAAGAAAAUCGUCAUAUAUUCAAAAGUCUUCUUCGUCUUCUUCUGUGAGCGCUUCCCAAGGGAAGCUUUUUCGAGGAGUAAGACAAAGGCAUUGGGGAAAAUGGGUGGCAGAAAUAAGGCUGCCAAGAAAUAGAACAAGGGUUUGGUUAGGUACAUUCGAUACUGCUGAAGAAGCUGCUUUUGCUUAUGACACCGCGGCUUAUUUACUAAGAGGUGAUUAUGCACACUUGAAUUUCCCACAUAUGAAGAAUCAAUUAAAGGCUAAUUCCAUCAAUGGGAGCACAGCAUCACUCCUGGAGGCGAAAAUUCGCGCAAUUUCAGCACAAUCAAAGAAGACAGAUAAUAAUAAUAUUAUUGAUCGCGAUGACAUUAUUAUAUCUCCAAAAGGUCUAUCGAAUGAAAAUUCAACUAUCAAGAGCGCGAUAACUCAAAAUCAAGAAAGUGAGAAAUCAAUGGAGAUUAAUAAUAAGGUAGUGAAGAAUAUUAAUCAAGAAAAUAUUGAUGGUGUUCAAUUAAGUAGAAUGCCAUCUUUGGAUAUGGACAUGAUUUGGGAUGCACUUCUUAUUUCUGAUUCAUCAUGAUUUUUUUCUUUUAAUUUUUUUUUUUUGACCAACAUUAUUUCAAGAUCAAAAGCAUAAUACAUGUUACAUGCAUAUAGUUUUUUUUGUUUUUUUUUUUUUUCCCUUUUUGAAAGAUCAUGUAGUGACAUUGGCUGGAGUUAUAUUCUAUAUAAAUUUGUUGUUUAAGUGGCUGUUUAUUAUUUUUAUUAAUCAUGUAAUUGUUUUUAUUUUAAUUGCCAUGAGUUUGUUUUG